Molecule: messenger RNA, 1998 nt
Organism: Mucor velutinosus
Lineage: Eukaryota; Fungi; Mucoromycota; Mucoromycetes; Mucorales; Mucoraceae
Product: 60S ribosomal protein L34B
Exons: 9
Coding region: 1-1998 (665 amino acids)
Biological process (GO): retrograde transport, endosome to Golgi; protein targeting to vacuole
Cellular component (GO): endosome
Molecular function (GO): phosphatidylinositol-3-phosphate binding
Source: RefSeq, a predicted model, not a curated record
AUGUCUGAGGAUAUUGCUGGAUCUUCAUUUCUUGGAACAAGUACCAACUUCUUUUUACCCGAAUCCAGGACAAUGUCUUUUGCAGUAGAUGAGGAAGACCCUUGGAGCGCUGCGGGAUUUGACCCCGUAAACGAUAUGAGGCAGCCUUUAACACAAAGCCAGACCAUGGACGAACAGUUGGUGACUGAAGGUAUCACUGCUGCGAAUGUGUUGGUCGGAGUCGAUCUACCUGAAGUGUUCGAUACUGCUUACAUUCGUGCGGGACCUGUUGGAGAUCGAGUGAGCGUAGAAGCAUUGGAAGUGAUCAUCGGGCUAGGAGGACUUGGGCCGCGUGUAUUUGAACAAAUUGCUGCUUUGAUUGUGCCUUCAAAUGCCAUGUAUGUGACAAGAAAUGAAUUCAAUACUGGGUUGGCUUUGCUUGGAUUUGCUCAGAAGAAUAUGGAGCUGUCUCUGUUGAAAGUAUACCAGCACAGAAAUGAUUUACCGAUUCCACUAUUAUCAAACCUCAACAACGUAUCAAUAAAGCGGUCCAAUCCCCUUAUGGCGUCCAACACUAAAUCUAAACGUCGACAAAGCUUCGACGAUGAUCCAUGGAGGAUUGCAUCAACACCGCCUGCCGCAAACAAUGGAUUUCCUUAUCAGGUGAAUGACAGUAUCGACGUUGCUAUUGCCGGAAGAAACACAAAUGACCCCACUGUUCUGACUUCAACUGGGCUUGAUACUAGCAACCAAACAUCUGACAAUGAUACAACGACAGCCUCAGCGGCAAAGACAACAGUACCCAAGCGAUUUGUGCCUGUGGAUGUUAUCACGGACAAAGCAUCGACUCAGGCAUUAGUGAAAGCAUCUACCGAAAGUUACCAAUGGUUUCUGGACCUAGAUCAAAUUACUGUAACUGUCGCAGAAAAGGAAGGCUUCUUAUUCACACACAUUAAUUACUGGGUCCACAGCAAUCAACGUCAAACAUCCGUAAGACGACGAUACAGUGAUUUCUACUGGUUUUGGGAAACUCUGUUGAAACGCUAUCCCUUUAGAGUUAUUCCAAAUCUGCCACCUAAAAAGAUUUCAGGAAAGGACAAAGCAUUUCUUGAAAAGAGAUGUCAAGGCUUAUCACGUUUUAUAAAUUGUAUUGUGCGACAUCCUGUGUUGAAAAAUGACGAAGAAGUAAUCACAUUUUUAACAGAGCAAACGGAGUUCCUAGCUUGGAGAAGAGCUAAAUUGCCCAACUUGGAGGAAGAAUUUGUACGAGUUAACCCGCAGACGGAAGAACUGGAGACAUUUAUACCUAAGGAUUUGGACUCUCGCAUUGAGCAAAUCAAGAGCAGUUUGCCCAGCUCCAUUGAAAAGUACGAUACCUUAUGCUCUGUUAUGGAAAAGACAAUCCGACUGAAAGAGGCGAGAGCUAUAGAGAUGAGGCUAUAUAAUGAUACCUUGAAGGAACUGAGAGACGUUGAGCAUCAAUGCUUUGUACCCAACUGUCAAGCAUGUGGACAAGUGGUUCGUGGCUAUGAAAACGUCGGCACCUACCUAAGUAAUGACAGUUCGAUUAUCGAGGCUGAAACUGCCUCUGCCAUCACUGGUGUGCUUGAAAACUUGAAGAGACAUCGAGACAUAUCGGGAUCCUUUUUAGAAAUGUUGGAUCGAAAGUCCAAAUUAGAUGCAAACCAGAUCAGUGCUCUCUACAAAAAGAUAGCUGCAAAUACAGCCAGAGUAAAUCAAAAUAGAGGAGUUCCUGGAUUGGAGUCUGAAGUAGAGCGCUUAGAUACCACCAUCAAAGCAGAUACCGAAAAAAUGAUUUACCAGCAGAGAAGAGAUACCUAUAUCCGCUAUUGUUUAGCAAGCGAGUUAUCUUAUUUGCAUAAGCAGCAGGCAUUUGUUUCAUUGCUCUAUCAGAACUAUGUUCAUGAGCAAUUGCAAUAUGCUCGUAGAACUGUUGACAACUGGAAAGCAUUGGAGGCCCUUUUGUGCGAAUUGCCAAAACCAGAAGACUUUUCUUGA